Molecule: messenger RNA, 1266 nt
Organism: Spinacia oleracea (spinach)
Lineage: Eukaryota; Viridiplantae; Streptophyta; Magnoliopsida; Caryophyllales; Amaranthaceae
Product: protein FAR1-RELATED SEQUENCE 5-like
Exons: 2
Coding region: 100-1266 (388 amino acids)
Source: RefSeq, a predicted model, not a curated record
CGCCGCCACCGGAGCACCACCGCCGCCACCGGAGCACCACCGCCGCCGCCGGAGCACCACCUCCUGCCGGAGCACCACCGCCGGUGAAACAACUUUUACAUGGCCGAGACUAACGGAGUAAAUUCAAAUUCACAAGAGGUUCCGUUACUAGAUUUUGGAAGCGAUGGUAUUAAUUAUAAUCCAAAAUUCGUAACUUCUGAAAUAUUUUCGAGUGAUGAUGCUGCUGUUGAGUGGGCUAGAAACAUUGCUAUUAGCAAUGGUUUUAAGCUUGUGAAGUCCUCAUGGAAACGAGGAGAAUUGUACUUGAGAUGUAACCGCGGUGAAAGAAAUAGAGGCAAAGGAAGAAAUUUGGAAACUGCGGAACAACCAAACACGAAAACUCAAGCAUGUGGUUGCAAGUUUUUGAUUAAGGUGGCACCAUGCAAAGAUGGUGAAGGUUGGAAUAUUGUUUUGGGUCCUGAACAACAUAGUAUUCACAACCAUGAAUUAAUUACAUAUCGAGAGUGCAAUCGGCAGAUGAGCAGCCUUAGUCUAGGCGCAAAGCAACUUGUUCGUGAUAUGUCUUCCGCUCAAGCAAGGCCAAAUGUCAUAUUGGCGGCUAUCCAAGAACAAUUCCCUGAGGAGAACCCCAAUAGAAGACACAUCUACAAUUUUAGAGAUCGAAUGAGGAGGAAUGAUGCAGAAGGAAGAGAUAGUAUAAGUCAAUUUCUUCAUCUUGCUAAAGAGAGUGAUUACUUGCACUACAUUAGGGAGGAGGCUCAUGUCGUGACACAUGCAUUCAUGGCACACCCUACAUCGGUGAAAUUGUUACGCACAUAUCCAUGGGUCAUUGGCAUGGAUUCUACGUACAAGACGAAUAUAUACAAGAUGCCAUUCCUUGAAAUUUGUGGGGUUACACCGUGUAACAAGAAUUUUCUCAUUGCAUAUGCAUUCAUGAAGGACGAGACUGCUGAAAGCUACGGGUGGGUGUUAGAUAAACUAAGGUUGUUGCUUGGUAAUGAGGUACAUCCAACAGCAAUUGUGACAGAUCGUGAGUUAGGUCUUAUGAGACCUAUUCGCGAAAUCUUUCCUCGCUCCAAACACUUACUUUGUUCGUGGCAUAUCAACAAGGAUGUAGAGGCGGCUGUGGGGAAUAUAUGUGGAAAUAAAAUCAUGGGUGAGAGAUUCAAGAAUGGAAAAUGGAAGAGAAUAAUGGAGGCUCCAACUAGUGUUGAGUAUGAUCUAGCUGUGUUGAACAUGCAGGAUUCCUGGCGGGAAGGUAAUUGA